Delphinapterus leucas (beluga whale) is the source of this 635-nucleotide messenger RNA. The record is from RefSeq and is a predicted model, not a curated record. NCBI's taxonomy places the organism in Eukaryota, Metazoa, Chordata, Mammalia, Artiodactyla, Monodontidae.
AUGAGCAACCUGCCCAAGGUCGUACAGCUGGCCCAAGUUGACUUCUUUGUGGAGCGCUUAACUUGGGCUCACAUAACUGCGGUGAAUUCCACACAUUACUUUAGACUUGAAUCUGAAAUCUCAGAAGAUUUUGGCCGCUGGAUCACCGUGGGCAACUGCCUGCACAAGACCCCCGUGCUGGCGGACACCGCCUGCCUCUUCACCCUGCUGGCGCCGCCCCUGGAUUACUCCCACUAUAUCUCGCUGCCCGCGGGUGUGCUGAGCCAGGCCUCCUGCACCCGCUACGGCAUCUCCUGGCAGUUCGACCCCUGCUGCAGGUACCUGGUGGAGUACGACGCCUACAGACUGUCCCGGCUGCCCCUGCACACACUCACCUCCUCCACCCUGGUGGUGCUGGUCCUGAAGGACGACUUGCACAGGAAGAGACUGCACAACACGAUAGCACUGGCGGCUCUGGUGUACUACGUCAAGAAGAUUUACGAGCUCUGCGCUGUAUGAUCGGGGCGGAGUAGGGGGAGCAGGCAGCCCGGCCCGCGAGGUGGCAUAGCACCCGUGCUGCUCUGUGAGGCAGCGGAGCCCUGGACACAAAAAUCGCUUCAUUGGAGCGAAACAUAAGGGAUCUUGAGGAUGAGAUC